AUGGUAGCUGUCAAGCUUGAACACUCCAAUCUGGCGCAGCAUCAGACCAGCAGGAUGCAGCAAAUGCGCGACUUCUGGAUGGAAAGGCAUCUCUGUGAUGUUGUGCUCAAGGACAACGAUGGUGCUGAGCAUCGCGCCCACACGGCCCUGCUCUCUGCCGCAAGCGUGUACUUUCGGAAGCUCCUAGGCGGAUCCUUUCAAGAAGCUGACCGCGUGCAACGAAAAGAGCCCGUGGACAUCGCUGCAUCUCAAGCAGCCAUGUCCGCCUUGCUUGACUACAUCUAUGGCGGUCAGCCGGAGGUGAACGUAGAAACUGGUCUUGAACUUCUGCGCCUGGCACAGGCUUAUGACUUGCCAACGUUUGCAAGUGCUAUUGAGACUGGCCUCCGCGAAUUUGAGGCUUGCAGCAAGCAUCCAGAUUUUGGAAAGCUGGGUGCUCAUCAACUGGCCCGAAUCUUGAAAAGAGAAGAUCUGGGUGUGUCUAGGGAGGAAGUGGUGUUGAAGGGCAUCUUCAACUGGCUAAAGAUCUCAGACGACAGAAAGGCCACAUCUAUACCACUGACUUUGAAGGCAACGUCUUUUGUUGGAAGCCUGGUGACCCAGCCACCAGCGCACGAAAGGUUGUGGGUCAGGCAGUGGGAAUCACUGGUCAAUGAUCUGGAGAAGAUAUGUGAUGUGUCCAUCUUGCCCACCGGUGAGAUUUUGGUGCUGCAACUCUGCAAUGGGAGGCUUGUUCGAUUUCAAGACAGAUGUGGACAUUUGGUCUGUGGCGACAUUCAUCAUCCUCAGGGCAUAUUCUGCUCGCCCAAUGCAGUCGUCUACGUGCUUGCAAAAGGUGGAAAGGUCGUGCAGAAGGUGGUUGGCCCCACUCUCCAAACAGUGAUGGCCUCAAAGAGGCUUCCAGAACACCUGCACUUUCGGGCCAGGGCGAUAGUUGCUACAAAGGAUGAAGUGAUCUAUAUCACCGACAAUCGGAGUGGGUCGACCCGGGUUUUACGUUUCAAUCCGGCUGAGUCGCUGGAACCUGUUGUGGUAGGACAGGUCCCGGCUGCAGAUGCAGGCCAACCAGGUCGGAAAGCGGAUGCCCCAUACAGCCUCUUCGUAGCCGAAGAUGAAAAGAUCUAUGUUGGAGAAUACCACGCAGGAAAGGUCCUGGCUUUCCAUCCAGGAGACACAACUCCCUCCGAAGUCCUGCAGUGUCCGGAUGCGAUGCGCCCCAUAGGUCUUGUGGUUCACCACAGAUCGCUGUACGUAAGCAUGGUGGAGGACCUUGCUUCUCCGACAGCCGGGGGUGUCUACGAGCAUUUGCUGCCUCCGGUGCUUCAGCUCGAGUGA
Messenger RNA from Symbiodinium natans, 1335 nucleotides. The record is from the annotation of a GenBank genome assembly. NCBI's taxonomy places the organism in Eukaryota, Dinophyceae, Suessiales, Symbiodiniaceae.